Messenger RNA from Protopterus annectens (West African lungfish), 4189 nucleotides. It is a transcript of the gene CASD1, whose product is annotated as CAS1 domain containing 1. The coding region runs from base 225 to 2822 and encodes 865 amino acids. Gene Ontology annotation, molecular function: N-acetylneuraminate 9-O-acetyltransferase activity. The transcript is spliced from 18 exons. Gene Ontology annotation, cellular component: Golgi membrane. The record is from RefSeq and is a predicted model, not a curated record. Lineage: Eukaryota; Metazoa; Chordata; Ceratodontiformes; Protopteridae.
AGAACCUGUUCGACAUGUAUAACCACAUAUUAUGUCUGAAAAUGCAUACAUGAACAGCUUCGAAUUUUGUCAACUAAUGUAAAGCUGUUGAAGCCAAUAUUUUAAGAAGGUUGAACGUAACCUACAAUGGCUGUGUUUUGACAAAAUUCACAGCUCAGUUUGCCCAUAUCUCACAGUUUCCUUUAACUGGUAAAACAAAAAUAUUAGAGAACGGGAAGACAGUCAUGGAAAACAAAAAUGAUACCCCGCACGAUGUGUUGCUUAUCAGCUCUGAGAAAAGGCAAGAGCACAGCAAAGUAGAAAUGACCAAAGAGCCAGUGACAGCGAAUAAAACAGACCUCCCCUCUCCACAAAACCUGUCGUCGCUGAAGUACAGCCGCUACUGUUUCUCGCCACUUGCUCGCUCGAUCGCAGACUGUUGUCAUGGAGGAGCAAAAAUGGCGGCCCUGGCCUAUAGCCUCGGCAAACGGGAGAUUAAUCAGUAUUUCAGUGUGAAAAAUGCCAAACUGUUAGCGGUGGGUGCCGUUGUCCUUCUCGCUGUCUGCCAUGCUGUCUCCCGGCACUACGGAGGUGGUGACUCUUGUGAGUGGCUUCUUUCCAGUGGCAGAUUGCUGGGUGAAAAUGUGUGGCAGCCCUAUGGUUGUAUGAUGCACAGAUAUAAAAGCAGUGAAGCCAAGACCUGCCUUAAGGACAAACAUGUAGCAUUCAUUGGGGACUCCAGAAUCCGGCAGUUAUUUUAUUCAUUUUUAAAAGUUAUUAAUCCUCAUGUCAAAGAGGAAGGAAAGAAGCAUGAAAACAUUCUUGUUGAAGAUGGAAGUGCUUCUUUGAAGGUGGAGUUUUUGUGGCACCCUGAAGUGAAUAACUCUAUGAAGCAAAGCCUCAAGUCCUGGACAGAGGACAGUACUUCAAAACCUGACAUAAUUUUAUUGGGAGCUGCAUUGUGGUCUAUAAAGAUACAUAAUGGCAGCAAUGAAGCUCUUGCUCAGUAUAAAGCAAACAUUACAGGGAUUGUUCCACUUCUAGAGAAAUUAGCAGAAACAAGCGAUGUUUACUGGAUUUUGCAAGAUCCUGUUUAUGAAGACUUGCUGGAUGAGAGCAGAAAAAUGAUUACCAACCAAAAUGUAGAAGCGUACAACAGUGCUGUUGUUAGCAUACUAAACAGCAAUUUAAGAAAUGCAAAAGCUAAAGUAAAGAUCCUAAGUGCUUCCAGAACAGUAGCAGAAGAGAGUGUGGCAGAGUCUGUGGAUGGCUUGCAUCUCCCUGAAUCCACUAGAGAUAUAACUGCAAUGAUUCUCAUCAAUUCCUACUGCAAUAAAAUUGUAAAGCCCAUUGAUGGUUCCUGUUGCCUUCCGCACCCAUAUCUUACUCUGUUACAGAAGCUUGUUGCUUGCUUUUUUGCUGCAUCCAUCAUUGGUUUUGUUAUCAUUAGUUUUAUAUCCCGUAACCAUCGAAAGAAGAACAAAGGUAGCACCGAUGUCGAAUGUGGUGAGGAGAAGAAACCUGCAAGUGCUGUUCCUGCAGCAUCCAGUUUAGAAAUACUGUUCCAGAGUCUCUGCAAACUUGCUUUGAUCAUGGCAUAUUUCUAUCUGUGUGACAGAGCAAACAUUUUCAUGAAGGAGAACAAAUUCUAUACACAUUCCACUUUUUUCAUACCUCUGAUCUACAUUUCGGUGUUGGGGAUAUUUUACUGUGAAAAUGUAAAAGAGACAAAACUGCUUAAUCGAGAACAGACAGAUGAAUGGAAAGGCUGGAUGCAGCUAGUCAUUCUGAUUUAUCACAUUUCUGGAGCAAGUACAUUUCUGCCAGUCUACAUGCACAUUCGUGUCUUGGUUGCAGCAUAUCUGUUCCAGACUGGUUAUGGACACUUUUCUUUUUUCUGGUUGAAAGGAGACUUUGGAAUCUAUCGAAUCUGUCAGGUGCUUUUCCGUCUGAAUUUCCUGGUGAUGGUGCUCUGUCUUGUAAUGAAUAGACCGUACCAAUUUUAUUAUUUUGUUCCACUUGUAACAUUCUGGUUCUGCAUCAUUUAUGUGACUUUAGGUCUCUGGCCUCAAGUUAUCCAGAAAAAAACAAAUGGUAACUGCAUCUGGCACAUUGGCUUGAUUUCAAAACUCUUGUUCAUGCUCUUAUGUAUAUGCUUUUUGGCAUAUUCUCAGGGUGCCUUUGAAAAUAUCUUCAGUAUAUGGCCAGUAUCAACAUUAUUUGAGUUGCAAGGAGGUGUCCAUGAAUGGUGGUUUCGGUGGAAAUUAGAUCGUUUUGCUGUCCUUCAUGGAAUGUUGUUUGCGUUCCUCUACUUGGCUUUACAGAAGUGUCACGUACUUUCUGAAGGAAGGGAAGAGCCACUUUUCCCUUAUAAAGUCUCCAACUGCUUAUUAUUUAUCUCGGUAGUUUCAUUUCUGACCUACUCUAUCUGGGCCAGCAGUUGUAAAACCAAGACUGAGUGCAAUGAGUUACACCCUUUUAUCUCUGUAGUCCAGAUUUUAGCUUUUGUCCUCAUCAGGAACAUUCCUGGUUAUGCCCGAUCUGUAUAUAGCUCCUUUUUCGCAUGGUUUGGAAAAAUUUCCUUAGAGCUUUUCAUUUGCCAGUACCACAUAUGGCUAGCAGCAGACACCAAAGGAAUCUUGGUUUUAAUCCCAGGAAACCCUAUGCUCAACAUCAUUGUUAGCACAUUCAUAUUUGUGUGUAUAGCCCAUGAGAUUUCACAAAUAACCAAUGAUCUUGCACAGAUUGCCAUUCCUAAGGAUGUUCCCUCCUUAUUGAAAAGAUUACUGGGAUUUGUUGUAUUAUUAUUUGGGAUUCUCUUGUUGACAGCUCAAGAGCAAUGAGCUGUAAUUUCAGAUACCUGAAAGAGAUGUUCCACCAUCCUUUGCUUAGGCAUUAAUUUGACAAGCUAAAGGGUUUUCUGUGAUGCUGAGCAACACAAUUUAAAAUUAUAUUUUAUUGGACAAGAACACAAUCUGGGAGUGAUGCAAAAAUGUAUCUCAUAUAUUUCUUAAUGUGUUCCUUGAGAGCAGAACAGACUCUUUGCUCAUGAUAAAAAAUAUUUUCGAUAUAUUAAAGUUUUUUUGGUUUACACGAAGCACGUGAAGACAGAUGAGCUGUAUGACAGCUUCAUUUUGUGUAAUGAAGGAAAUUCAACGUGAAAGCAGCUGGAAGAAUUUUAGUGGAGCACUGUGACAGAGAGAACAGAACAUACAUAUCACUGGUUUCAUGAAAUUUUGAAAAAAAAAUACACUUAUUUUCCUGAGCAUAUAAAGACAGUGAACAUUUCAGUCAGGAAAAUUAGUGUUGUUGCUUGAAGUGAUGUUAGACAAUUAGCACUUGAUGGGUGAAACCACAUUAUAAUGCCAACAGUUUUUAAAAACAUUUCCUAGUUUAAAGUCUUCAGACAAAUAAUGAAAAAAAAAAUGUCUGCACCACAUAAGGGCAAUUAGCAGGUAAAUAAAUCAGCAAAUUCUUUCCUGGCAAGUUCUCCAGUUUUUUUAGAGCACAGUACCACUUGAAUGUGGCAUUGCUGACACACUGCUUAAAAGACUGCUGCCACUAUUCAACUGAAAAUUGUUUUAGUCAAUGAAGGGAUUUCUACUUAAAAUUCUGUCAGGUUUUUCAUUAGAACAUUUGGCAUCUGUCAUUUGAUCGUAAAUAUUAUCUGUGGUACAAGUAUGCAUAAAGGAUGCCCAUCUCGUCAGGAUUCAAGGCAUGUUUCUGCAUUCUCCUUUCUUUUAUCAACAUUCUUAAUUAUUUUAUUUUCCAUUUGUCACAUGCAGAAGUACGACAAAGCACUACAGCAGAUGGGUGUUGAUACUUACAAUAAGAAGUGGUAAACGUGACAUGCAUCUUAAAUGUAAUUAGGGUUUUAAGAUAAGUUUGUCUUUUAUUAUGGUUCUAUUCUUAAUGCAUUAAGGAAGCUGAAUUAUUUAUCUGUUGUACAGAUUUUGUUUACUUCAAUGCCAGUUGUUAUAAUUUACAGAAUUUUGCACUUUUUUCUGGAUGUUGGGUAAAAGAUGUAUAUUUUCUGUUAAAAAAGAUUUUGGUUUAAAAUAUCGUAUUAUUUAAAAUGUGUUUGUUUUAUGAAUGCUUGUUUAAAAAGACAAAUCAAUGGAACUCGGAGAAAGCAAUGAAGGAUUGAUUGUACAGUGGAUUAGAUUUUUUUGUGCUGCAAGCAUCUUUAAUAAAUGGUGCUGAAAUCUUG